Molecule: messenger RNA, 1443 nt
Organism: Podospora anserina S mat+
Lineage: Eukaryota; Fungi; Ascomycota; Sordariomycetes; Sordariales; Podosporaceae
Exons: 4
Coding region: 1-1443 (480 amino acids)
Source: RefSeq, a predicted model, not a curated record
AUGAUGCUGUGGAUUCUCUUAUUCCCUACUCCCCUCCUUGGGUUGGCAUUCGCCCAGCCUUCGUUGGAGGAGAGAUCUUGCUCAGAACAGGCAUACCUCCACUCAGCAGACUGCACAGAACUCAUUGCUGAGUAUGCUGGCAACUACACCUCGGAGUAUGUGACCCUCGAGCCUGGACACUGCGAUAUCAAAAUGCCCAAACUGUGCGAGGGGUUUUUCUGCAACGUCAGUCCCAACAAAGUAUCCAUCAUCAAAAAGGACAAGCUCAUCGACAGCUUGUUGAAUUUCACAUGUCAUGUGGAGAGUGCGCUCGCGGCGACUUGGGUCAACGACGACAAGGAGAACCCUCUGAAUUUUACCUUCAUGUACUGGGACCCGGAUUUCACCCCCCCUGCUGUCCUCCAUCCUAGGGACGAUCCGCCAAAACUUCCGCCAAACGUUUUGUGUUUUGAAUUGGGUUUCAAACCUGCCUUUGCUCAGUGGACCGAAGACUGCCAAAGUGUCUUUGACACGCUUGCCAGCCAGUACACCACCAACUACACAUUCAACAGCCCAAAGGACUACAUCUGGAUCAUGAACGAGAAGUGCAGCGCCAUCCUCUACCAGUCCGCCUUCAACAAGUCAAUCCCGAUCCCGGAUGUACCGAUGCAAACAGUUGUGUCGUGGACCAAGGACUACAUUUUUGAUCAUUGUAUCAACACCAACAAGUCUGGAGCGGUUUGGGGGGUUGGCGACAACACUACCUUUCCCUUUGGUGGGCUGAAGACGGAGUUUUUACCGUCCAGCAUAGCUGUCAGAACGUGGUGGGAGAUCAUGGGCUGGCAUUCGCACGCGGAGCUGCCCUCUGGGGCAAAUGACUCUAUUGUUGCGGCUAACCUCUCGUCGAGAUCCAGCUCGGAGUCCAAAGUUGCCCGCAGAUCAGUCUCAAGUGGUUGUUUCAACGCGACCGAACUCAUAAAAAAUAUCUUUGACAGCGUGACGGGGUUCACCCCUUCCUUUCUUGGCAAUAUCACCUUUCCAACUGCACCAAUCGUGCAGGAUGACUGUCAAGAGGCUAUCAACAUGCUUCAAGAUGGCUACAUCAAUGAAGAUGGCGGGAGGGUAUACAAUUUUACCGAUUUGACGCCGUCGAUGCGUUUUCUGUACAACAGCUGUGUUUUGGCGAUAUGGAAUACCUCGCCAAAUACCACUGUCCCCAACGUUGAUAUGACAACGGUCUCAAAAUACGCCCAAGAUCAUAUUUUCAACGAGUGCAUCUCCAAGGACCUCUCCGGGCUUUGGAAUGGCAUUGGCGAGGAUGCCGGAUCCUCUUUAAGAACACUGCUUAUGCCCAUGAGGUACUUUGAACUCAUGCGGGGUAUUAAUCAGGAGGGGGGCUUCUUACCACUGAUAACAAUAAGUGACCCUCAAAUCUGUGAAAUACUGGAGGGUUUUGAAGAUUAG